Messenger RNA from Megalops cyprinoides (Indo-Pacific tarpon), 1313 nucleotides. RefSeq names its product integral membrane protein 2C-like. Gene Ontology annotation, molecular function: amyloid-beta binding. Gene Ontology annotation, cellular component: Golgi apparatus; plasma membrane; extracellular exosome. The transcript is spliced from 6 exons. The record is from RefSeq and is a predicted model, not a curated record. Bases 423 to 1199 code for a protein of 258 amino acids. Lineage: Eukaryota; Metazoa; Chordata; Actinopteri; Elopiformes; Megalopidae. Gene Ontology annotation, biological process: negative regulation of amyloid precursor protein biosynthetic process.
AAAUCAGUUGUUUAGGGGAGAGAGCAGCUUUGAAGGAUUGCAACCACAUAUUAAGUAAGGCUGUAGAUUUUGGCAGAAAUUAUUGAUGUCAUUUUGAAAAAAAAAAAAAAAGAAUAUUUAACGUAGAUACAUGACGAGCUAAAAAAGGAUCAAUGAGAAGCACAGCCCUUCCGCUGCGCCUUUUACGACACAACCACGCAGCUCCUGCUCAUUGAUGCGCCCUGAAUCCGAGGAAUCUGUCGCUUUAAGAGGUCUUCAAUAAAUAAAUAAAUUAAUUACGACGCUUCCGGUUGAUCCAAGCAAAAAGCAAGCCUUGCAGCCGUCAGAAUCAGGAAAGGCACAGGCACCGAGGCAGACAUAAGAAAGCCGCGGUCGCUCCAGAAGGAAAGGAACUCCACGAACCUCGAUCCCUCCAGACAGAUAUGGUGAAGAUCACGUUUCAGCAGGUCGCGGGACAGAAACCCGAGAAGGAGAAAGAUGGAGACAAAGCGGAGAUCCUCAUACCGUGCCAGCACGAGGAGCUGGUUCUCCCUCUUCGCUCCAAAAGGUCCCCCCUCAGUGGCUUGUGUUGUCUGACCUUUGGCCUGGUCGUCUUCAUGUCAGCCCUUGUGCUGGCAUCCAUAUAUGUCUACAGGUACUACUUCAUACCACAGCAGGACCCCGAGGAUAAUCUGUUCCACUGCCGCGUGCUGUACGAAGACUCCAUCUACGCUCCGCUCCGGGGACGGCAAGAGCUGGAGGAGAAUGUGGGCAUCUACCUGAAGGACAACUACGAGCAGAUCAGCGUGCCCGUGCCCCACUUUGGCGGCAGCGAUCCCGCUGACAUCAUCCACGACUUCCACAGGGGGCUGACGGCCUACCACGACAUCACACUGGACAAGUGCUAUGUGAUUGAGCUCAACACCACCAUCGUCAUGCCCCCACGAAACCUCUGGGAGCUGCUGAUUAACGUCAAGAGGGGGACCUACCUGCCCCAGACCUACCUCAUCCACGAGGAGAUGGUGGUGACGGGUCGGGUUCGAAACAUGAGACAGCUGGGAGCCUUCAUCUACAGGCUCUGCAAAGGGAAGGAGACCUACCGACUGAAGCGGCGAGGAUCUCACAGACGUAUCGACAAGCGUGAAGCACGCAACUGCCACAGCAUCCGUCAUUUUGAGAACACAUUCGUGGUGGAGACGGCCAUCUGCGAGGGGGCCUAACCUGGGAGCGCCGCAAAUCCUUUGCCACGUUCUCCGUUUAAGCAAACCCACCUCCAACACCGUAGCUCUCUCCAAGCGUAUUUAGUUUGACUGCACUUUAUAAGCAUGACAUAU